AUGGAUGCUCCUUUGUCCAAUCCUGGUCCUGAUGUGACAAGGCCGUCAAUCCAGUCAACCAACCCAGUCCGUUGGGCCUCAAGCAGAAGAAGCAGGGUUUGCGAUCGAUGUAUUAGGCAAAAGAUCAAAUGUGAUUUGAAUCAACCUUGCUGCUCAGCUUGCGACGCAUAUGGCCACACUUGCUCCUAUUCGCGAACACGAAAGAAACCAGGACCCAUUAGGGGCUCAAGUCGACGACCUGGCCGCCCAGCAUCCGCGGCAUCUCCUACUGCUUCUUCUUCAGACUCCCAGGACAUAACUGUCAUAAACGAAAGCUUCGGUGUAACAUGGCAUAUAGCAUCUACGCCAGAGGCCACAGGAGAACCCAAUCCUACGGCUCAACCACUAAACACAUUAUCCGAUGCGGCCAAGACCCUGAAUACAUUCUCCUCGCAACUUUCUGAAGAAGCCCGUCAUGAAUUGGCCCACACCUUUGCAUCUACAGUCAACGCAUCGUUUCCCUUGUUUCCUUUACACACGUUCCCCACUCAGCUAAGAGGAGGAGAAGUGUCUGAGGGAUUGGCAUCGAUCGUAUAUGCCAUCUCUGCUAAGCUCACCGGGGCGACCCUACACAUGGACCUCGACGCUGCGCUAAGCUCCCUAGUUGAGUCCUCGACCGCUGAGACUUCGAGCAUUUCCAAGCCCAAUGCCCUCAACGAGUGGCGAGCCGCCUGUCUUCUGGCUUGGUAUGGGUUCUAUCAGUACCAAGGCCAAAAGAUCGACGAUUGUAUCUCAAAUCUGGCUCGCAAGGCAUACCACAUUGGCCUCCACCAGAUCGACAGUCUGUCUAAUGUGUCGACCUUUGGUUGGGACCUUUUGAGCGAAGCGGCUGCCGAAGAAUGGCGCCACGUAUGGUGGAGCAUUUACCUGCUGGACACUCACCUAAGUUACUCAACAGCGACCCCCAGCCAGAUACAGCCUGAUAGUAUCGGCACAGCGUUGUUGCGAGGAGACUUGACGAGAACAACAGCCAGCGCGCGAAAUGGCGCCAAGACACUCAUUCCUACCGACCAGGCCGAUCUGUGGAAGGUGAUUCAAGAGAUUGUCACUGUCAAUGGUAGGGACAUUUUCGGCCUUCAUAUCGCGGUCAACGCAUUGUUGAAAGAAGCCAUAGCAGUCCAUCGCCGUGGUAGACAAAACCCUCGCUAUCCAACGCAGGAGAGAAUCUCAGAGUUAGAGGAUUGUCUCUGCGGCAUUCGAUUAUCACUGCCUUUCAACUACUUGCGGAUGGUGCGCGAUGUGGCUGGUGGCGAAUCAGUGGCCAGCUACCAUUGCCGUCUGUUGACUAUCCUCAAGCUUCAGUCAACACAGAUGAUGCUCGGCCUUCCCGGGCGUCAAGUUGACGAAGCUCAGUUUCAAGCGAACUGGAGGGAAAAUCUUGAGACCUGCCAUCGCCUAUUCGAGAUAAUCUCCCACUGGGACAAGGAAUGCGUCUUCGCAGUUGACCCGGAACUUUGCAUCAUCGUGAUGGGCCUACUUGUGCUUUUCCACUUGCACAACAAAGCAAGCGGCAUUUCGAACCCAUCAUCGUCAGUCCAACUCACACGUCUACAGGACAUUCUUCGGGUCAUUUUACAGAAGCAUGCAAGACAAUGGAAGUUGGCUCAAAUCCUGUUAGACAGCUACGAUGCCCUGGUAACCAAGAUAUCGGAGCCUUUGGGCCUUGAUGAUCUCUUCCAUGUGAUCGACCAAUUUCAAGGGCCUCUUCAUCUUAAAUGGGCGAACUUUGUCCGUCCAGAUCAUGAUGCGGAGCUAAGAGCAGUGGGGAGGAGGUGUCUCGAUAGCUAUGGGUCAAGCGUCGGCUACGCUCUAUGA
This is a messenger RNA of Fusarium falciforme, 1854 nucleotides long. RefSeq names its product Zn(2)-C6 fungal-type domain-containing protein. Gene Ontology annotation, cellular component: nucleus. The record is from RefSeq and is a predicted model, not a curated record. The transcript has 5 exons. Lineage: Eukaryota; Fungi; Ascomycota; Sordariomycetes; Hypocreales; Nectriaceae. Gene Ontology annotation, biological process: DNA-templated transcription; regulation of DNA-templated transcription. Bases 1 to 1854 code for a protein of 617 amino acids. Gene Ontology annotation, molecular function: DNA binding; zinc ion binding; DNA-binding transcription factor activity, RNA polymerase II-specific.